Manihot esculenta (cassava) is the source of this 2289-nucleotide messenger RNA. Its product is annotated as protein EMSY-LIKE 3. NCBI's taxonomy places the organism in Eukaryota, Viridiplantae, Streptophyta, Magnoliopsida, Malpighiales, Euphorbiaceae. Gene Ontology annotation, biological process: defense response to fungus. The record is from RefSeq and is a predicted model, not a curated record. The transcript is spliced from 11 exons. Gene Ontology annotation, cellular component: nucleus. The coding region runs from base 685 to 2079 and encodes 464 amino acids.
CCUAUUGGCCGCUGCGGAACUCAAAAUCAACUGUUAACUAACAAAAAGGGAAAAACAUAGAGCGCGAUAAUAAGCAUUUCAAGUCCGGGUUCCCUGUCAUUGAGGCCGCGCUCAUCUUUAUCCUUGCUCGAUCAAAUCUAUUUUUCUGAAUUACACUCAAAUUUCUGUCAAAAUUACUUCCUGGAUCUUUCAAAAGGGUACAAACUUCUCUGAAUUCGAUGUACUCAAUGUACCUCAUCAAAAUUGUCGUGGAGGGCUCAAAAUUCCAAGCUUGAAGCAUCCUAUUGUUCUUUUUUUGGAGCUUUGAAGAUUAAAUUUUCGCUUGGAUAGCAAAGGAUUGGCUGUCAAAUUAUCGGGUUUUGAAUGCUGCCGAGUGCUCAAAGUUCGAGCCUUUCUCAUGGGUGUUUCUGACCUUCGAAUUCGCUAAUUUGGACCAACUCGUACCCCUUCACGCUUCAAAUUCGAAGAAUUUUAGCCAAAAAAUUAUAGUUUUUAACUGUCAAGGUGCUAGCAGUUCUUUUUUUAAAAAAAAAAAAGUGGUCAAUUUCAGGGGUUACUGAGUAUUUUAGGGUUUGGAGAAGCUUCAACGGACUUUCAGACCGUGGAUAGUAGCGGUGUUUGGGGGUUUUUGCAGACUUCCCCUGCUUUUUAUGUUUGCGAAGUUCUUUUCUGGUGGUUGCAAGUAUGGACUAUGAGCUUUCUGAUAGUAGUGGUACUGAUGAUGACCUUCCACCAUCACAUCGGAAUAGAUUCCAAAGUGGGGUACGACCUGCUGCAAAUGGAAGAUCUACAGCAGUUGGUUCUGCUUCAUUACCAAGGGCUCAUAGUGAUAUGGAAACUCAAAUACACAACAUUGAGCAAGAAGCAUACACUUCAGUCCUACGGGCAUUUAAAGCACAAUCUGAUGCCAUCACUUGGGAAAAGGAGAGUUUAAUUACAGAACUCAGGAAAGAGUUGAGGGUAUCAGAUGAGGAGCACCGGAAGCUCCUAUCCAGGGUUAAUGCUGAUGACAUGAUCCGCAGAAUAAGGGAAUGGAGAAAGACGAAUGGGCUUCAACCUGGCAUGCCAAACACAGCCCAGCCUGCUCAUGAUCCCACACCUAGUCCUACUGUUUCAGCAUCGCGCAAGAAACCGAAAGCAUCACAAUCAGUUGCUUCAUUGUCUGUAGGUGCACCUUCUCCUGCUUUGCCAUCUUCGCAACCAUCUUCAUCAGCCCUGAGACGGGGACCUCCACCAGGGCCUAGAAGCAAGAAAUCCAAACCAUCCAUGCAGUAUCCUUCCACAGGUUUGACUGGAAGAGCACAAGCUAAUAUUCGGAGUUCUUCGGGUGCAUUUGCCACUGAUGAACCUGCAGAAGCUACCAGUUAUGAUCCAUUGAUUGGAAGGAAAGUUUGGACUCGGUGGCCUGAAGAUAACCAAUAUUAUCAGGCUGUUAUAACCGACUACAAUCCAGUUGAGGGGAGGCAUGCUUUGGUUUAUGAUAUUAAUACUGUGGAUGAAACAUGGGAGUGGGUUAAUCUGAAAGAGAUUUCUCCUGAAGAUAUUAGGUGGGAGGGUGAGAAUCCAGGAAUUUUUCAUAGAGGCAGUCGGCCCGGACCAGGUCGUGGGAAUAAGAAAUCUAUGGCUCGUGGCGGGCCACUUGCUGGUGCAGGAAGAGGUAGAGGGACUAUGAAGGGACAGUCUAGAAAAGAUAUUCCAUUAUCACAAAAUGGUAUUGGAAAAAAGGCUUUAGGGGAUAUUGAGAUACUUCACACAGAUACUCUAAUCAAGGAGGUGGAAAAAGUUUUUGGUGCUAGCCAUCCAGACCCAAUUGAAAUUGAGAAAGCAAAGAAAGUGCUUAAAGAACAUGAACAAGCGCUAGUUGAUGCAAUUGCAAAGCUUGAAGAUGCAUCUGAUGGUGAAAGCGCAGAUGGAGGGCAUCCAUUUUCCCAUGGACAAUCGAUGGACCAAGAUCGAGUAUGGAGAAAGCGGCCGUAUGAUGAGAUGGGUGGUGACGGUAGAGUAUCAGAUAGCAAAAAAAUGGCAAGAGGUGGUAGAGUUGGAUCAGUUGAACAUCAAGAUGAUGGCCAUGAAAUAUAGUGUCAUAGUCUUAUUGCUGAUGUAAUGGACCUUUUUGUAUGGUAGGAUUAUUUUAACGACCGGCCCAGCGUAUGUAGCCCCUGGUUUAUAGUCUUCUGGUUAGGUGGAGUUUGUUCCGUUGUAAUUUUGAUUUCAUUGGAUGUUGGAAAAUACUUGUGUAAAUUAUGUUCACAGUGAAUGACAUUUGCCUGUGCAAAGGUCUCUUUAAAA